AUGACUACCGACUACUCAUCUACUAUAAAUCAGGUACCUCCAUUGAAUCAUGACUUGUACGUCCAGAAGCCCCGUGAGGAAAAAGACCUUUCUGAGUUGUAUCCUGAUUUAGGUGAAUCGCUGCAACUACCGGUCUUCUUCAUCGGUCUCCUGAAGAACAAUGAAGUCAAAGAAACCUCACUGCUGGUGGGUGGAAACAGUACUGUGGCAUCGAGCGGUAGGCCGAUCUUGAAUUUGAAAGCCCCUGUUUUCAAAAAAAUUCAACCCACGAUUCCCAAUCCCAACAUCAAAUUCAAUAAACAGCUUCUCGACUACGGAUUUCGAGAGCCUUCAAAGAAUAGUGACCGUUGUGGAAGGGAUACGUAUAUAAGACAAUUUGAAAUACCGACGAGCAUAGUGAAGCAAAGCGAUCAAAUCGACCACGAGUCAACGAUUAAACAAUACCUAAAUAAAAGACAGUUAUUAGUGGAGUAUGAUAUGGAUGAACAAGAUACACUUUACCUACAGGAUAGGAACAAACAAACCAAAAAUGUCAUAAAGAUUACCCCGGAAGUGUUUGAAACAAUGAUCAGUACAUUAGAAGAUGAAUGGAGCAAACUUGAACAUCGCAUGAAUAUGUUGACGAAUAAUGAUGGACAAAAUGGUGGACUUGGUCCAAAUGAUAGACUUCUAACCAUGGGUCAUAAUAAUUUGAAAUAUGGGAAUGACGAUGGCAUAGAGCCAGGGUCCAUCUAUGAUCAAAGAUGUGCAGUUUGCAAUGACAGUGAUUGUGAUAACUCAAAUGCUAUUGUGUUCUGUGAUGGCUGUGACAUAGCUGUGCAUCAGGAGUGUUAUGGUGUUGCGUUUAUCCCAGAGGGACAAUGGCUUUGUCGUAAAUGUAUGAUAAACAAAAGCAAGGUUACAGAAUGUGUAUUUUGUCCUAGCACCACGGGGGCUUUUAAGCAAUUAGAUAACAGCUUAUGGGGCCAUGUAAUAUGUGGAUUAUGGAUUAAUGAAUUGUAUUUUGCCAACCCAGUGUACAUGGAACCAAUUGAAGGAAUGGAAUCAAUACCAAAGAGCCGAUGGAAGUUGACGUGUUAUAUUUGUCGACAAAGAGUUGGAGCUUGUAUUCAAUGUACGAAUAGAAGUUGUUUCCAAGCAUAUCAUGUCACUUGUGCCAAGCGAGCUGGUUUGCACAUGGAAAUGACGCAGGGCGUGAAAGGUGCUUUGACUAAUAAGCUUACGCUUAGAUCCUAUUGUGAUAAACAUACGCCACCAUCUGAGCUAGAUAGACUUCCUUCGAUCCUUGAAGGUAUUGAAAAGACGAGACUCUACUAUACGGAUACAAAGCUUUUGAAUCAACAAAAUGCCAAGUUGAGUAGUGAUCAAAAAGUUGCAAACAAACUCAAUAUAUUUAAAUGGAAAACUGAAUCGAAUACACCAAUAGCACCCAAAAUAUUUAGUGAUAAAUUGGUUGAAUUGAUGUAUUCGUUGAAAGUUGAGAAUCAAGUCAACUUGCCCGAAGAGUCAAUGAAUCAAGUAUUGGAAUUGAGUGUUUUACCAAAUCGUACAAAGGAGGAAAUUCGCCUGGAUUUAACGUCUAUAGCAAAUGAAAUAUGCCGAUAUUGGUGCUUGAAACGAGAGUUGAAGAAUGGUGCGCCUUUGGUGCGUAAAAAUAAUGACUUUGGUACGUUGGGGACGGGGUCAGGCAGUGGAUCAACAAUGUCUGGCUCACUAUUGUACGACUUCAACAAUUUAGAACUGAACGGACCAAAUGAAUCACAAAUUAAUGAGAAGAUCAAAUUCGCCAAUGUGUUGGUUCAAGAUUUGAGUAGAUUGAUAUUAAUGAAUGAGUUCAACACACAGCGACAAGUUGUUGCUAAGGAAAUAGAUGACAUGGCGUUUAGUAUUGCUGAUAUGUAUUACUUCCCAUUGAGUCAAGUGAUUAAAUUAUCAAUUGAGAAACUAAAUUCGAAAUACGAUCCUGGUCAUGUGAUUUUAAACUAUGUUCCCAAAACUACCACUAAGGACAUAAACUGUUGUAAGAGCUUGAAAGCAAUGAUGAGGCACAAUGAGCGUAAUGGGUAUGAAAACAUACAACAAUUCAAGAGUGACGUAGAUGUGUUAGCCGCAACUAUAUGGAAAGAAAAUAAACCAAGUUCCAAUGUUUGUAAGAAAAUGAAAGUGUGGAAGAGGGAGUUUGACAAGGAAAUUGCUAGGAUUGCAGUCAACGAUGAUGAAGGAAGCAAUGAGUUGGUUCCAAUGUCGAAACUUUCUGCAAAUGGAUUGGAGGUCACCGCCGAGAAUAUCGGUGAUGAAAAUUUGUCAGGUUAUGUCGAUGAUGGUGGACAGAACACCGGUAUGGUAAACACUCUACUGCUAGAAGAUGUUGAGAUGAGUGAUCUUAGUGAUAUCGAAUACGAUGGUACUAGUGAAGCUCAAUUGCAAGAGUUUUUGAACACUUGA
This is a messenger RNA of Lodderomyces parapsilosis, 2445 nucleotides long. RefSeq lists its product as uncharacterized. Gene Ontology annotation, biological process: regulation of transcription by RNA polymerase II. NCBI's taxonomy places the organism in Eukaryota, Fungi, Ascomycota, Pichiomycetes, Serinales, Debaryomycetaceae. The record is from RefSeq and is a predicted model, not a curated record. Bases 1 to 2445 code for a protein of 814 amino acids. The transcript has a single exon.